Hyaloscypha bicolor E is the source of this 2956-nucleotide messenger RNA. RefSeq lists its product as uncharacterized. Bases 46 to 2652 code for a protein of 868 amino acids. The transcript is spliced from 4 exons. The record is from RefSeq and is a predicted model, not a curated record. Lineage: Eukaryota; Fungi; Ascomycota; Leotiomycetes; Helotiales; Hyaloscyphaceae.
UUGUCCUCACCACCAACAACCACUCAAUUGCAUCAGUAGCUCGAAAUGUCGUACGAAAAUUACACUGCCAUACGGAGAUUCAUCGUGCGACACAUUCAGGACCAAGGUUUCGCCGAGAACGACGGUCUGCCAGGCCGAGUCCUGAUCCAUCUGUGCCUGGAGCGGUUCUCCCCCGACCUGCAGGAUCCCGAGGCUAUCAGAACUGAGAAAAAGUCAAUUGAGGGGGCAAUUAGGCGCAUGGUUGAGGAUUCUAUGUUGCAGCCCGUGAGCAGGAAUCAAAAGGUUGUUUUUCGUCUGGAUCCGUACUUCAAUAUUAAGGACAAGAAUAAUCCGAGUGCGAGCCAGCCGAGCGAAGACCCGCAGAGUACACAAGAGGCGUUGGAGGCUCUUGAGAGGGAAGCUAGCCCAGACAUUGAGGAUCAAGAUAUGGAUCAGCACAUUGACGAAGAGCUCGACCAGCAGUUGGCGCAGCAAUUGGAUCAUUCGAUGAAUCAAGUGGAGGAUCAGGCAGAGGAAGACUUAGACAUGGGCGAGAGACGGCAAGAUGGCUGGGUAGAGAAAGUUGUCGAUAACCAAACGGAGAGAGAUCAGGUCCAUCAGGUCGAAGAAGUAGUUCACAACCGAGGGGAUGGGCUGAAACAAGAUCAGCCAGAUGAUAUGGGAAAUCCUGCGGAAACACACCAGGAAAGCCAGGCUGCGGAAGACGCGGACAUUCAGGCAAUGAGACAGCAAGAGGCACAGGAGGCUGCUAGAAUCGAGGCAACAAGGCAUGUAGAAGCUUAUGCCGAAAUCACACGUGGGGCAGCACCCAUGCCACAGACACAUAUAGAGGAAGAGGGAGAAGAUGAGGACCCUAUCAGAACACCAAGCAGGAAGCGCCGGAAGGUGUUGGAGAUCGCGGCGAGUGAGUCCUCGAGCAGCUUCGAGCCUAUUAGUCCGGGUAAAUAUCCGAAUUCGACCCCGCGGCGGAGAAUGAACAGACUAGGUACGCCUCUGUCUGCCUCAAGAAGGCGUUCUGCACCCACUGGCACCUACAACUCUCCGUCCCAGCAGAGAUCCCCCAGGCAUAUGGAGCACAGAAUCGUCAAGGAGGAGAGGACGGACAACUCCCCAAAUUGGCUAAAAGAUGCAGUCAUUGAGCUCCGCACGAAAAAUUCUGAAUCCUCGAUUAUAACCGAGAAUGGACUUGUCAAAUGCUUAGAUUGUGACGGGAAGACGUUCAAGCCAACAGCGAACCGAAAGAUCGGCGGUGUCAUGACACAUUUGAGAAGCAAGACCCAUCUGACCAAUGUCACCCGCCGACAGGAAAAGCUGGGUCCUUCAGAAUGCUAUUUCCCUAGCAUCCCCACCACUAUUCCAACCAUAGAUUUCAACAUGCCUCAAGCUCCACUCAUGGUAUUUGCCAAUCAGAGACAGGAGUCACCGCAAGACUUGGCAAGUGCGUUCAGCGUCCUUGGCAGGGCUCUUCAGAAUGAUGCUUCUCGGAAGGAUAUUCGUGCAUCCUUUGUAGAGGGUCGAGUGCAGGAGAUGGAGAAGACGAACAAAGAGCAGCAAGAACGUAUUGACGCUUCGCUUGCCGCAAUUGAGAGACAAAAGGUCGAGCAGCAAGAGUUGGUGUCAGAUAUUCUUGCCUCGUCGGAGCAGAAACAGCAAGAAUUGUCUCGGGAAGUAAACGAUCGCAUCAAUUCGGUCGAGGAGAAGAGCAAGGAUCAGUUGCAAAAUAUAGACAGUCGCAUGGCAAGAUUCGAAGUGGAAUCCAAAGGGCGACUUGAACAAAUGAGUACUCUCCUCGCCCGGUCUGACCAGAGAAAUAUCAACAAGAUCGAAGACAUUGCUGAACGUGUCAAUGAGUCUCAGGAGAGUUCCAAGGAGCGGCAUUCUCAGCUUUCUGGGGAAAUCCGGGAUCUUAAGGAAAUCAACGAAGGACAAAAUGUGAUGAUUCGUGAGCUGGAUUCACAGGUUGCCGAAAAGAGGACGUGUCUUGAAAAGAUGGUUGAAGAGAUCCACGCUCUGAAAUCUCAGGUCGUUGAGAGUACUGAGGGAAUCAGAGCAAUAAGGGAGGUCGUAAAUGCAGAAAAUGAAAAGAACAGCCACCUGUCGUCAGAGCUUGCUGAGAGGAGAGAGGAGAUGGAGGCUUUUGGGAAGAUCACCAAGGUACAAAACGAAAAAAUACACGAUCUAGAAGCGCUGUUUGAAGGGAACACUCGAGACUUGAAGGAACUUAUGAAGACGGUCGAGGCACAAGAAGAAACGCACUUUCAACAGACGGCAAAACAGAUGGAGGAUUUCAAGCAACAAACCACAGAGCAGCUAAAGAAUAUCACGGAACGGCAAGCAGCAAUGUUUGAGAAAAGGAGUGCAGAGCUAGCCGCGGUCUUCGAGAGAUCAACCACGGAGCAGCUGAAGAUCAUACAACAGCAGUCAGCUUGGAUUCAAAUGUUUGAGAAGGAGACAUCCUCCAAGUUUCGAAUCAUGGAGAGUUUCAAGAAAGAUCAGGAGCACUACAAAGAAGGACUCGAAGAUGUUAUCUCUGGCAUUAUGGAAGAUACGGCGCAAGUGCGAGAGUUUGUACAGGAGCUUGUACAGGAUAUGGUUCGUCCUGUCGCGACAGAACCGUCUGCCAGAACAGUAAAUACGCGUGCUUCAGUAUGAGUACUUGUUUUCGGGCCUGUUCUCUCUUGGAAUCUUCUGGUAACGGGCAUGGGGUUUGCAACGUUAUGUUUAAGGUUAGAAAUACCUUUCAACAGUUGACGGCGAUGUCUUUGUAAACAGUCGGACGAUAAAGGCGUUCGGGAGCAUCUAGAUACCAUUCUGAUAUUUGCUAGCCGUUCUGGGAAACUGCUGAACAUCCAAUCGGAGCUGUUUCGAUUUCACUCGGCUCUCCCGAAAUCUGAAAUGCAACGGGCACGGCGUUCACCUGUCAAGAUUAAAGUUUAACCCGAAAUGAUGUCGGCCG